CAGGCGCGGGCGGGCUCGAGCCCAGCGCCGGUCUCGGCUGGCUGCCGCGCUGCCCCCUCCGCGGCAUGGCGCGCCUCUCCUGUGCUAGGAACCUCUCCCGCCUCGACUUCAUAAGGCAGGGAGGCGUCCUGCAGAUGUUCGCGGCGGGAAUUCCGCUGUUUGAUGGCUGGCAAUUUGCCCUUCCAGCUCGGCGUACAGACCGUGACGUACAACAUUGCCAAGCAGCUGUAGAACCGCGGGCAUUACAGCCACGCAGAGCCCACGGACGCCGUGAGCCCCAUCGUCUGAGUUACCAGGCAUCUUCUGAGACUCCUACUCCAGAUUACUCCUCUACAGCUGAAAGCGUGCAGAAUCCCUCGGACUCGGCGCGCCGGGUCGCUGUGUGAGGCUGCCAGUCGCUCUCUCCCGCCCCCCACUUCCAGGCGGGACGGGAUGGACGACGCCUCGUCCUCUCCGCCACGGAACGUUUAGAGGCCGGAACCUUCCGCCCGCCUGGGGGGGAAGAGGCGGGGGAAGAGAAAAGAACGGACGCGGCGCCGCCGCCAUUGCACAGGUUCCGCUCCCGCCGUCGCCGCCAUUCCCGGCCAUGUACCGGCCGGGAUUCCGCGCACCGACACCUCCCUACGCUGGCGGCGGCUUCCGGAGCCCUCCCUCCGGCGGAGGACCCCUGCCGCCCUCUCCGCGGGGCUACGGGAGCCCCCACCACACGCCGCCCUACGGCCACCGGCCUGGGCCGUACGGCAGCGGCCUCUCGCCCCGAGACCCCGGGUUCCACGGGCGCUUCGGGAGCCCCUCGGCGGGGGCGCAGACCCCGCGCAGGCCGCAGAGUGUCAGUCCCCGGUACCCGGCUCCGUAUGGCGGCGCGUCCCCUGCCGGAGCGCCUCUGCACCUGCCGCCGCAGCACAAGCGCUCGCCCGGCGGCUUCCAGAGGCACUUCCAGGGAUCACCCAGGACAUCUACUCCAUUUGGUACAGCGCAUGGCAGAGAGAAAAGAGUGUCUAAUGAUGUGGAAAACUAUUACAGACCUUCAAUGCUUGAGGACCCAUGGGCUGGCCUAGAGCCAGUGUCUGUUACAGACAUAAACCAGCAAUACAGCAGUGUGCAAACAACAUGUACUGCUAAAAAAGGGAGGUAUUUCAGCUAACACUUUUAAAGACCAAAUAAUUCCAUCUUUUGGGACAGAAUCUUUACACUUACACAAGAUGAACAAUAAUCAAGACCUUAGAUAAUACUUCUAUUUCAUCACAUGUCCACCCUUUUAUCCUACCUUUUUUUUAUUGCAUUGGAUAUUUUUACGUAUGGGAGGCAAAAGGAGUGGUAGAAAAACUUAUAUUUCUGGCUAUGUGGAAGUGCCUACCAGCUCUGAAGAACAAAGUGUUCUUUAAUCACCAGCGACUGAUUUGUGACUGUUAAAACAAGUUUCCAUAUACUUACCUCUCCCACGCCAGAUUGUUAGCCUUCUGUUGUAAAGUCUCUUAGGAAGUGGUAUUUUUUAUGUUUCAACAUUUUUAGAUUGAAAUAACUUGGAAAUAAAAUAAAGUUUUGUAAA
Messenger RNA from Onychostruthus taczanowskii (white-rumped snowfinch), 1549 nucleotides. It is a transcript of the gene MPLKIP, whose product is annotated as M-phase specific PLK1 interacting protein. The transcript has 3 exons. Gene Ontology annotation, cellular component: centrosome; midbody; nucleus. The coding region runs from base 587 to 1144 and encodes 185 amino acids. NCBI's taxonomy places the organism in Eukaryota, Metazoa, Chordata, Aves, Passeriformes, Passeridae. The record is from RefSeq and is a predicted model, not a curated record.